CUUGUAACUGCUUUUUUUUUUUUUUUUGCAUCACUGGUUACACUCGAUGAAGAAGAAAAAACUACGAACAUCUGCGCAUACUCCGAAUUCAGUCUGACACCAAAUUGAUACUAAGAAGACGGAACAAUUUAACGGUUACAAUGACGACUUCGUGGAGUGACCGCCUGCAGAACUAUGCUGACAUACCAGCCAACAUGGAUGGUGUGGCCAUGAAGAAAUAUCGACGUGACGCUCAUCACAGCUUUCCAAGGGAUCUGGCUCAAAACCAUCCUGCAAUGAGAGUGUUCGUCAACCGAAGCUUGGCCAUGGAGAAAAUCAAGUGUUUUGGUUUUGAUAUGGAUUACACUCUUGCAGUGUAUAAAUCUCCUGAGUAUGAGUCACUGGGCUUUGACCUGACGGUGGAGCGAAUGGUAUCAAUUGGAUAUCCACAAGAGUUGCUCAACUUCGUCUAUGACCCCUCAUUCCCCACCAGAGGUCUGGUGUUUGAUACAAUGUAUGGCAACCUGCUCAAAGUGGAUGCCUAUGGGAACAUCCUUGUGUGUGUGCACGGGUUCAACUUUUUGAAAGGACCUGACAUCCGAGAGAUGUACCCCAACAAGUUUAUUCAACGUGGAGACACAGACCGCUUCUACAUCCUCAAUACACUUUUCAACCUGCCUGAAACCUACCUCUUUGCAUGCCUGGUGGAUUUCUUCAGUAACUGUUCCAGAUACUCAAGCUGUGAAACUGGCUUCAAGGAUGGUGACCUUUUCAUGUCCUACAAGAGCAUGUUCCAGGACGUCAGAGAUGCUGUAGACUGGGUUCAUUUCAAGGGGUCCUUGAAAGAAAAGACAGUUGAAAACUUGGAAAAGUAUGUGGUAAAGGAUCCAAAGCUUCCUCUGCUGCUCAGCCGCAUGAAUGAAGUAGCCAGAGUAUUUCUGGCCACCAACAGUGAUUACAAAUACACAGAGAAAAUCAUGACCUACCUGUUCGACUUUCCCCAUGGUCCCAAGCCCAGCACAUCCCACCGACCCUGGCAGUCCUACUUUGACCUGAUCCUGGUGGACGCCCGCAAGCCUGUGUUUUUUGGAGAGGGAACAGUGUUGCGGCAAGUCGACACUACCACAGGUCGGCUGAAGAUUGGUACAUACACUGGACCUCUCCAACAUGGCAUUGUCUACUCAGGAGGUUCCUCAGACAUUGUCUGUGACUUGCUGGGUGCUAAAGGAAAGGACAUCAUCUACAUUGGAGACCACAUCUUUGGUGACAUUCUCAAGUCUAAGAAGCGUCAGGGCUGGAGAACUUUCCUGGUCAUACCUGAGCUGGCCCAGGAGCUGCAUGUGUGGACUGACAAGAGCUCCAUAUUUGAGGAACUUCAGUCACUGGACUGCUUCCUCGCAGAGCUUUACAAGCAUUUGGACAGCAGCAGCAAUGAGAGGCCUGACAUCAGCUCACUGCAGAGACGCAUUAAGAAAGUGACCCAUGACAUGGACAUGUGCUACGGCAUGAUGGGAAGUUUGUUUCGCAGUGGGUCACGACAGACGCUGUUUGCCUCUCAAGUGAUGCGCUAUGCUGACCUGUAUGCUGCCUCCUUCAUAAACCUGCUUUACUACCCCUUCAGCUAUCUUUUCAGAGCUGCACAUGUCCUGAUGCCUCAUGAGUCAACAGUAGAACACACGCACAUCAACAUCAUCUCCACAGAGUCACCAUUGGCAACGCGAAAUCGCCACGACGUCGACCUCAAGGAGAUGGAAUGCAAACGUCAUCAGCUGACCCGAUCCAUCAGCGAGCUCCAGCCUCCCCACUUUUUCCCUCAGGCUCCACAGGAGAUCACCCACUGUCAUGACGAGGAUGAUGACGAGGAGGAGGAAGAAGAGUAAAAGACAGUAACUGAACCUCCUGUCUCAACUCCAGUACAUCCAUUUCAAUGUUUUAGGCUGUCAUUUCUUUAUUUAAUAGCUACAGGACUGUAUUAGCAGAGGCUAGUGAUCAGAGCCACUUGCACACUUGCUGAUAACAUUUAGAAGAGUGGUUAGAGGUCUGCCACUUGUUAACCUGGUCUUGUACGUGGUAUGGCCUACUGUAUAGAAAAGUGGAGAGUUUAGAGUUUAGAUUUAUAUCUGUAGAUUUAUGCAGUGAGGUAAUGAAAUGGUCCUGUAUACAGAGUGUAAGAGAUAAACUAUCUUACUUUUUGUUUUUUUGAAAUUUUCCACUCUUAUUUGGGCAUCGGUACAUUUAUCAGGAACUAAGUCAUUCAAUUCAGUUCAAUUCAGUUUUAUUUAUAUAGUGCCAAUUACAGUUCAGAUUGUCUCAAGACACUUUAUAGAACCUAUAUGGCCUGAACACAUAUGCACACAUAUCCUUUCGUUUGUACUGUUCACUGGCCUGCCACCCAAUUUUGUACCACAGCUCUCACUUUAAAAUAUCGUAACAAUGAGGUGAAAAUGUUAACCUUACCCUAAAGAAACAAUCCAACCUAACAGCUCCAAAAUACCAAUAACACUGUUGAAACGGCGUCGUGAGGCACAUAGAUUGGAGUUUUGGGAUGAUACUGCAUUUUUUCACUUCCAGAGAAUAAUGGCCAAAUGUAGAGAUGUGAUGGUGUAAUUCACCCCAAUUUCAACAGAAGAUACUCUUUUUAAAAUCUCUACAGUAAAAUGUCUUGUGUGAGAUGCAUGUUCCUAACUAUCAUCCAUUCUUAUUUUUGUUUCUUUUUUUUAAAGGAAUUUUAGACAUUGUACAAACUAUAAAACCACAUCGGUUUCUACUUGAAACAAGUCGAACUGUAGUUUGUGUAUUACACAGCUGUUAAACCCAGAAUUAGUCAUUAAACAGCUCUACUUAAGAUAACUGUUAUUUGUUAAGCAGAGAGCUUGUAGGAUCAGCGGUAUGGAGUCACAGGAGUGCCACAAUAAAAUAUAAAUAAAUAAAUAAAUAAGGAAAUAAAUGUGGAAAUAGAAAGAGAAAUAAAUAAAUGUGGAAAUAGAAAGAGAAAUAAAUGAAUAAAUGUGGAAACAUAAAGAGAAAUAAAAUGUGGAAAUAUAAAUAAAUAAAUGUGGAAAUAUAAAGAGAAAUAAAUAAAUGUGGAAAUAUGAGAAAUAAAUAAGGAAAUAAAUGUGGAAAUAUAAAGAGAAAUAAAUAAAUAAAUGGAAAUAUAAAGAGAAAUAAAUAUAAAGAGAAAUAAAUGUGGAAAUAUGAAGAGAAAUAAAUAAAGGAAAUUUUUGUCUUUG
This is a messenger RNA of Amphiprion ocellaris (clown anemonefish), 3209 nucleotides long. RefSeq names its product 5'-nucleotidase, cytosolic IIa (gene nt5c2a). The coding region runs from base 141 to 1859 and encodes 572 amino acids. Gene Ontology annotation, molecular function: 5'-nucleotidase activity. NCBI's taxonomy places the organism in Eukaryota, Metazoa, Chordata, Actinopteri, Pomacentridae. The transcript is spliced from 19 exons. The record is from RefSeq and is a predicted model, not a curated record.